UUUCCCCAACUUUCUUGCUUAGCUGACACUUCCACAGUCUGCUCUCUCGGAGACAUCUGAAUUCCGUUGCUCGGAAUUCGAGUUCCGAUUCUCCGAGAGAUCGUCGUCGAAUAAGUAGGUGGAGGAAUUGAGUGAUCGAACCCGAAGGAUUCCGCCUAAUCGCCAUUCGGUUUUUUCUGUCGGGAUGUUGGGGUGACUAUGGCUUCGUGAUUCCGUCUUUGUACGCUUGUGAUCGGUCCGGGUGAGAGGCAGGGGAGUGGUGCGGCGGAGUGAUGAUGUUGAGGCGCGGAAGUUUGGUGAUGGAGGUGGCGAUGCUGGUGGCCUUGGCGUUGGCGUCGGCGUUGGGGUCCGCGGAGGGAGCGUACAUCGCGUACAACACGUCGCAGGGGAUCGUGGAAGGGAAAAUUAACGUGCAUCUGGUGGCGCACACCCACGACGACGUCGGGUGGCUAAAGACCGUCGACCAGUACUACGUCGGCUCCAACAAUUCCAUUCAGGGAGCAUGCGUACAGAACGUCCUGGACUCAGUUAUCUCUGCUUUGUUAGCUGAUAAGAAUCGGAAGUUCAUCUAUGUAGAGCAGGCAUUUUUUCAGCGAUGGUGGAGAAACCAGAGCCCUAUGGUGCACAAAAUUGUGAAAGAACUAGUUGACUCCGGACAGCUUGAAUUUAUAAAUGGUGGUAUGUGUAUGCAUGACGAAGCUGCGCCCCAUUACAUCGAUAUGAUUGAACAGACGACUCUAGGUCAUCGGUUUAUAAAGGAAGAGUUUGGCAAGACACCUAGAAUUGGUUGGCAGAUUGAUCCAUUUGGACACUCAGCGGUACAAGCUUAUUUGCUUGGUGCAGAAGUUGGAUUUGAUUCAUUUUUCUUUGCUCGGAUUGAUUAUCAAGAUCGACAAAAGAGAAAGGAUGAAAAAAAUCUGGAGUUUGUGUGGCAAGGCUCUAGGACUCUUGGGUCAUCCUCGCAAAUUUUUGCUGGUGCUUUUCCUAAUGGAAAUUAUGAACCACCAAGGGGUUUCUAUUUUGAAGUCAAUGACGACUCUCCACUUGUUCAGGAUGAUGUUUUGCUGUAUGAUUAUAAUGUCCAAGAGCGAGUGGAUGACUUCGUCAGUGCAGCAAUUUCACAAGCGAAUGUAACUCGUACAAAUCAUAUCAUGUGGACCAUGGGAACAGACUUCAAGUAUCAAUAUGCGCGUACUUGGUUCAGGCAGAUGGAUAAACUCAUUCAUUAUGUAAACAAGGAUGGACGUGUCAAUGCCCUAUAUUCAACCCCAUCCAUUUACACUGAUGCAAAGCAUGCUGCGAAUGAAUCAUGGCCACUUAAGACUGAUGACUUCUUCCCAUAUGCAGACCGUGCCAAUGCAUAUUGGACUGGGUACUUCACAAGCAGGCCAGCCUUCAAGCGUUAUGUAAGAACUCUAAGUGGCUACUACUUGGCAGCUAGGCAACUUGAGUUUCUCAAAGGAAGAAGUGAUUCAGGGCCUAACGCAGAUGCUUUGGCUGAUGCCUUGGCUAUCGCUCAGCAUCAUGAUGGAGUUACUGGUACCGAAAAGCAGCAUGUGGCUGAUGAUUAUGCUAAACGCUUGGCAAUUGGUUACACAGAGGCUGAACAAUUGGUAAGUGAGGUGCUUGCUUGCUUGACAGAGGGAAAAUUAAAUGCCAGUUGCAGAAAUGUUAGUACAAAAUUUGAACAGUGCCCACUCUUGAACAUAAGUUAUUGUCCUCCAUCAGAGGCCAAUUUACAUCUGAACAAGAGAUUGGUACUUGUUGUGUACAACUCUCUUGGAUGGAAGCGAGUAGAUAUAGUUCAGAUCCCUGUUAGCAGCAACUCAGUUGUUGUUCGUGAUUCUGAUGGAAAAGAAAUUGAAUCACAGAUUUGGCCUCUAUCAAGUCCAUCUAUUCGCAUAAGAAAUUUUUAUGCUAGAGCACAUGCAGGUGUAUCCCCAAGCAAUGCACCAAGAUUUUGGCUUGCGUUUACAGUAACUGUGCCACCCCUUGGUUUCAACACCUAUACAGUAGAAGCUGUGGGCAGUCAAUCCAAACAUGAAGGGGGUAUGUCAACUUUUUCGAGUGUAUUUGUUCAAGAAGAUGCAGAAACUAUUGAAGUAGGGCAAGGGAAUUUGAGGUUCAUUUAUUCCGCAGAUGGCAAACUGUCCAGAAUCUUAAAUAAGAAAAACACGGUGGAUAUGUUAGUGCAACAAUCAUACACUGUAUAUAGAAGUUAUAAUGGAAGUGAAAGUGAUCCUCAGGCAUCUGGUGCAUAUAUAUUUCGACCAAAUGGCACAAUACCUACAGGAACUGCUGGACGGAUUCAAUUAACUGUUGUUCGUGGGCCCAUAGUGGAGGAAGUGCAUCAAGAAUUCAAUACAUGGAUAAGCCAGAUAACCAGGAUAUACAAGGAAAAAGAACAUGCAGAAGUUGAAUUCAUUAUUGGUCCUGUGCCGGUUGAUGAUCAAGUUGGCAAAGAAGUUGCUACUCAGCUUACCGCUAGUAUGAUAACCAAUAAGACAUUCUACACUGAUUCUAAUGGUCGUGAUUUUAUCAAAAGGAUUCGAGAUUAUAGAGCAGACUGGGAUCUGGAGGUGAACCAACCCAUUGCUGGAAAUUACUAUCCAAUCAAUCUUGGAAUGUAUAUGGUGGAUAGGAAUUUUGAGUUUUCGGUGCUGGUUGACCGAGCAGUUGGCGGAGCUAGUGUAGCAGAUGGACGAAUGGAGCUGAUGCUUCACAGGAGAUUGCUUCAUGAUGAUUCGAGAGGUGUUGCAGAGUCACUGAAUGAAGUCAUUUGUUUCCCUGGAGAAUGCGAAGGAUUAACGAUUCAAGGAAAGUUCUAUGUCAGGAUAGAUCCAUUAGGUGGAGGUGCUAAGUGGCGCCGUUCUGCUGGACAAGAGAUAUAUUCACCGCUUCUUUUGGCAUUUGUGGAGCAGGAUGAAGUUGAGAUGGGUAGUCCACUUAUACGAACCUUUUCAAAGACGAGUACAUCUUACAGCCUGCCUGAUAAUGUGGCAGUUAUCACACUUCAGGAGCUCAAAGAUGGAAGCACACUUCUCCGGUUGGCGCAUUUAUAUGAGAUGGGGGAGGAUAAGGACCUCUCAACAAUGGCAUCUGUGGACCUGAAGAAGCUGUUCGAGGGUAGGAAGAUUAACAAGAUAACAGAAAUGAACCUUUCUGCAAACCAAGAAAGGGCAACCAUGGAAAAGAAACGUCUAGUUUGGAAAGUAGAAGGUGCACCUCGACCUGAAACUGUUCUGAGAGGUGGUCCUGUGGAUCCUGUCAAGUUGAUCGUGGAGUUAGGGCCAAUGGAGAUCCGCACCUUUGUGCUAAUGUUUGAUUACAUCUUCCUCUACACAGAUGAUUCGAUGAGGUAAGUAAGAUCUGCCAUGAAAUGCGCUUGUGUAUCAGGAAACCCUUGUUUUUCUCAAGGUUUGAUCUGCAGCCGUUUUCCAGAUCUUAGUGUAUGCUAUAACUUGCUUUGGUUAUUACAAACAAUUUAUUCUCUUC
This is a messenger RNA of Nymphaea colorata (pocket water lily), 3495 nucleotides long. Its product is annotated as alpha-mannosidase At3g26720-like. The transcript has 29 exons. The record is from RefSeq and is a predicted model, not a curated record. Lineage: Eukaryota; Viridiplantae; Streptophyta; Magnoliopsida; Nymphaeales; Nymphaeaceae. Bases 273 to 3362 code for a protein of 1029 amino acids. Gene Ontology annotation, molecular function: alpha-mannosidase activity; carbohydrate binding. Gene Ontology annotation, biological process: mannose metabolic process.